AUGUUUGGUGUGGUAGCCGUGAUAAUGCUGGCGAUAGUUGCCAAGGAGACGGAAGCUUAUCGGACGUACAACACUGGCCGAGGUAUGGUGUACAGACUUGGAGUAACCCAAGAUACCACCUUGGAAGGUAGCACACAACACAACAGGCUUCAGUACCUCCUGGUGUCCAAGCACCCUCAAUUUCCUAACAAGCGUUCGCUGGUUCAGUUUGAAAACCUCCCCAGUGCCUGCAGCCCGUUACAGAUCAUAUCCGCUAAGAUGUACCUAUACUACUUGUUUGCUCACAAGCCGAGCUGGCAUACCAUCCAGGGAACUCCUUUUAUCCCCCGCUUUAUGCAAAUGCUGCAAUAA
Porites evermanni is the source of this 351-nucleotide messenger RNA. The record is from the annotation of a GenBank genome assembly. NCBI's taxonomy places the organism in Eukaryota, Metazoa, Cnidaria, Anthozoa, Scleractinia, Poritidae.